CCAGGUCCCAAGCCAAUAUCAAUGCACCAAUCCAAGUGGGUUUAAAUCACUAAAAAGCUAAAAAAGCGAAAAUUAAAAAAUUACUUCUCCAACUUCAGUCACUCACUGCUCCAAAAAUCAAUGGCGAGAACUAAGCAGAAACCUCGUCCCAGUCCCAGGACACGCACUCCACCAGCAAAUGAGGCUCUGGGAACGAAGAAAAGACUGUUUAAGCCUGGAACAGUAGCACUUCGUGAGAUUCGUAAAUUUCAAAAAACUGUUAAUUUACUUAUACCUUGUGCUCCAUUUGUAAGAUGUGUUAGACAGAUUACAAACCAAUUUUCAACCCAGGUCUCACGCUGGACGGCUGAAGCCUUACAAGCACUUCAGGAGGCAGCUGAGGACCAUCUGGUUCGUAUGUUUGAAUGUGGAAUGCUCUGUGCACUUCACGCAAGGCGUGUUACGCUUAUGAAAAAGGAUAUUGAGUUGACACGUAGGCUUACCGGAAUAGGAAGGCCUUGGUGAGAGCACAACUCCGACAGUUUUUUUUUUUUGUAAAGGGCAGUGAAAACCAUUGUUGCUAUGACAUGACAUUCUUCGAAGAAGCCAUUGCUACUUGUAUACCUGAAUUUGAAAUUUAAAUUAGGUACUAGGCUAACUCGCAUUUUGUCAAUAGUAAUGUUUGUAGGUGAAAAAUCUGUUGUAGAUGAACCAUCACUGUAGAAAAAUGGUUUACUACCGAGUCUGAUUGAGAAUUGAUGAGUAACUUGUAAUUUAAAUUGUAGACAGUGUAUUAUUUCAAGAUUAUUGUCGUUCAUAUA
Trifolium pratense (red clover) is the source of this 800-nucleotide messenger RNA. RefSeq names its product histone H3-like centromeric protein HTR12. Gene Ontology annotation, cellular component: nucleosome. The transcript is spliced from 5 exons. The record is from RefSeq and is a predicted model, not a curated record. The coding region runs from base 121 to 504 and encodes 127 amino acids. Lineage: Eukaryota; Viridiplantae; Streptophyta; Magnoliopsida; Fabales; Fabaceae. Gene Ontology annotation, molecular function: DNA binding; structural constituent of chromatin; protein heterodimerization activity.